UACCAUCUAUAAAUCCCUGUUUGGAAGAGGAUGAAGAAGCCACGUACAUCGUCGUCUUCUUCGUAUUUUCAUCUGUUUUAAGCGGCGUAUGUCUCAGAGGAUCAGCGUACCUCACUUUUCCAGUAUUGCUUUCCGCCUUCACUCUCGUCUCCUGGUUUUCAGUGACCCCCAAUCGUAUUGGUUAAUUUGAUUGGAUUAUUGUUUCGAUUUAUUAUUUUCUGGGUUUUCUCUUUCGUUUGCCGUUUGGGUGUCGAAAUUUUCUCGAGAAAUUUUUGGUUGAAGAAGCAUGGGUGUGAAGGCGUUUGUUGAAGGAGGGAUAGCUGCGAUCGUGGCGGGGAGUUCAACUCACCCUCUUGACUUGAUCAAGGUCCGAAUGCAGCUCCAGGGCGAAAGCCAAGUUCCCAAACCCAACCCCGCCGCGGUCCAGAAUCUACGGCCGGCUCUUGCUUUCCAAAACGCAGGUACAUCGACCAUCCACGUGCCGCCUCCGCCGGUGGCGCGUGUCGGCCCAAUCGGAGUCGGUGUGCGCAUCAUCCAGCAGGAAGGCGUGACGGCGCUCUUCUCGGGAGUUUCCGCCACCGUUCUCCGGCAGUCGCUAUACUCGACCACCCGGAUGGGUCUCUACGACACGAUGAAGCAGAAAUGGACCGACCCGAAAACCAGGACCAUGCCCCUGACACACAAGAUAGCAGGCGGGUUGAUCGCCGGAGGGAUCGGCGCCGCAGUAGGGAACCCCGCCGAUGUGGCAAUGGUCCGGAUGCAGGCCGACGGGCGUCUCCCGCCGGCUCAGCGCCGGAAUUACAAGAGCGUGGUGGAUGCCAUCGUGCAGAUGACAAGGCGCGAGGGCAUCACUAGUCUCUGGCGCGGGUCGUCGCUCACCGUCACCCGAGCCAUGUUGGUAACAGCGUCGCAGCUGGCGUCGUACGAUUCGGUGAAGGAGAUCAUAUUGGAAAAAGAGUUGAUGCGCGAUGGGCUGGGGACCCACGUCACGGCGAGCUUCGUGGCGGGGUUCGUGGCCGCCGUGGCGUCGAAUCCGGUCGACGUGAUUAAAACCAGGGUGAUGAACAUGAAGGUGGAGCCCGGAAAAGCACCGCCGUACUCCGGAGCCCUGGACUGCACGUUGAAGACGGUGAGAGCGGAGGGGCCGAUGGCGCUGUACAAAGGAUUCAUACCCACCAUUUGCAGGCAAGGACCUUUCACUGUAAUGCUGUUCGUCACGCUGGAGCAAGUUCGGAAAUUGCUCAAGGAUUUCUGAAAAUGUCGGGUGUUAGAUCGAUGAUGAUGAAAAAAUUUGGCUUAAAAUCUGUUUUUUCUUUUCAGUUUCCACCAUGUUUGGAGUGUGAAGCAAUUUCAUGCUUGCUUUUUUUUGUUUCUCCAUUGUAACAAUUAUUGAGCUUUAAAUUUAAAUUAUUAAAAAUAUUUUCCUA
Messenger RNA from Carica papaya (papaya), 1427 nucleotides. It is a transcript of the gene UCP5, whose product is annotated as uncoupling protein 5. Lineage: Eukaryota; Viridiplantae; Streptophyta; Magnoliopsida; Brassicales; Caricaceae. Gene Ontology annotation, biological process: transmembrane transport. The record is from RefSeq and is a predicted model, not a curated record.